AUGACAGUGUUCCAGACAUGCUACAGAGUACCUAUAAAGGGACUUUCCAAUGAGAGUGUUCCAGACAUGUGCUACAGAGUACCAAUAAAGGUACUUUCCAAUGAGAGUGUUCCAGACAUGUGCUACAGAGUAUCUAUAAAGGGACUUUCCAAUGACCGUGCUCCAGACAUGUGCUACAGAGUACCUGUAAAGGGACUUUUUAAUGACAGUGUUCCAGACAUGUGCUACAGAGUACCUAUAAAGGGACUUUCCAAUGACAGUGUUCCAGACUUGUGCUACAGAGUACCUAUAAAGGGACUUUCCAAUGAGAGUGUUCCAGACAUCUGCUACAGAGUACCUUUAAAGGGACUUUCCAAUGACAGUGUUCCAGACAUGUGCUACAGAGUACCUAUAAAGGGACUUUCCAAUGACCGUGCUCCAGACAUGUGCUACAGAGUACCUAUAAAGGGACUUUUUAAUGACAGUGUUCCAGACAUGUGCUACAGAGUACCUAUAAAGGGACUUUCCAAUGACAGUGUUCCAGACUUGUGCUACAGAGUACCUAUAAAGGGACUUUCCAAUGAGAGUGUUCCAGACAUCUGCUACAGAGUACCUUUAAAGGGACUUUCCAAUGACAGUGUUCCAGACAUGUGCUACAGAGUACCUAUAAAGGGACUUUCCAAUGAGAGUGUUCCAGACAUGCUACAGAGUGCCUAUAAAGGGACUUUCCAAUGA
Molecule: messenger RNA, 714 nt
Organism: Protopterus annectens (West African lungfish)
Lineage: Eukaryota; Metazoa; Chordata; Ceratodontiformes; Protopteridae
Product: delta-actitoxin-Amc1a-like
Exons: 1
Coding region: 1-714 (237 amino acids)
Source: RefSeq, a predicted model, not a curated record